AUGGUGAAUCUACGCCCCAAAUUGGUGCAAUCAAAGCUGAGCGAGGCGCAAGCUCGAGCCGUGCUGCACACGAUCGCCUUCCCCGGCUUUGAAGAUCAGCAGGAAUCGCUCAAAGCCACCUUCCCAGCAGCAACGCUCUCGACGCUGAGCCGGUUGCAGAUCCACUUCCUGCUCACCUUCCCCUUCGAAGCGCUGUCCAUGAACUACGAGCCGCACUCGAGCAUGUCUUCCCAUCUUAGGGACGUUUACACACGCUUUGUCGAGCAGCGUCAUGGUGGGGGCUACUGCUUGCAAGUCAACCCGCUGUAUCGCGAAGUACUCUCCUUCUUAGGGUAUCGGUAUUUCGGGGUGCUAGGACGAGUGUUUUCGCCCAUCUCGCACAGCUGGAGCGGGCUCACGCAUACCGCGAGUUUGGUGUACCUCGACUCGCACCUGCCCGAAGAAGCAGGGAAGAAAGUGUACUACCUCUCCGACGUCGGGUACGGAAGCAGUCCGCACCGCCCGAUCCUACUCAGAGAUGGGUGGGAGGAGUUCGGACGUGGUUCCGUGGAGAAGUUUCGAGUUGUACGUAAGGCGUUGCAGCCUCAAUCGACGUUCGAGCCUGCACCGGCACCAGAAGCCACUGAGCAGGUCGACGAGCAAGUCGAGUCGAUAGCCGGCAACCAGGCAGGGUGGAUCCUGCAGCAGUCCAAGCCCAGCGGCGAAUGGCAGGACUGCUACGCGUUUGCACCCUUGCAAUGCUUCGACGAAGACUACCACGCUUCCAACAAAGCCACGAGCCACAAGGAAUCCGUGCCCUUUGCAACCAUGAUCCUCGUCGUGCGCUACUUGCUCCACCCCGACCGCCUACCGCACUCUGCCCAACGCCUGCAGCGAGACGGGUUGCAGCCCGAGCUGUACCCGUACCACCCGAGCGUCGUCGAGCAGAGGAUGAUCGUCGGUGAUAAAUACAUUGUUAAGAUCGGAGACGAUACCGAGGUUUCGAGGAAGAUAGAAUCGGAAGGGGAGAGGGUGGAUCUGCUGAAGCGGGAAUUCGGGCUGUUACGACAUGUAAGCAAGGAAGAAGCGCUGCAAACGAUCAGUGGCAAGCCGUCCAGGUUGAAAGAGACGAGCGAAACAGAACGCAAGCAGGCGAAGACCAACGAAAUCAAUGGCACCGACCGAACAUCAGCUCACUAG
This is a messenger RNA of Sporisorium graminicola, 1179 nucleotides long. RefSeq lists its product as uncharacterized. Lineage: Eukaryota; Fungi; Basidiomycota; Ustilaginomycetes; Ustilaginales; Ustilaginaceae. Gene Ontology annotation, molecular function: acetyltransferase activity. Bases 1 to 1179 code for a protein of 392 amino acids. The transcript has 2 exons. The record is from RefSeq and is a predicted model, not a curated record.